AUGUCGCAAUCCCGUGGAUCUGUAGGUGGUAGUGUGCUGCAGGAUCCCGUAUAUGCGCUAUACACAGGCCAGGUUUAUGAGCAAUUCCAGAGAAUCGCUGCUCGCCUUGCCGUCCUCUGCCUCCUUGUCUUGUGGCUGCUGUCGCUGGGCCCAGGAAGCGCCUAUGUUCAACGCCUACGAUCUAAACGCUGCAUCAGUCAUAUUUCAAGGCGAUGUGUGACAGUUUCUGCUGCGGAAGGUCAGCCAUCGGUGCCAUUCUCAACUGGCGAUCAAGAGCGAGAAAAUCACGUUGGAAAUGAUGCUCCCAAUCUCACUGCAUUUGGCCUUCCAGAUGCAGCACGUGAUGACCAUAACACGUCAGAAGAAGGGGUGGCGACGGUAGAUGGUACAUCUCAACAAACGCCCUGCUAUCUACGCCACGAACCCGUGCUCCUGCAGGAGACGUUGGACCUGCUGGUGACAAAUCCCGAUGGGCGCUAUUUAGACGCUACUCUAGGAUAUGGAGGUCACUCUGAGGCCAUCUUGGAGCGCCUUUCGGAUAAGGGCUCCUUGGUGGCGCUGGACCGCGAUCCCGAGGCCGUCUACUACACUGGCCGUCGGCUAAGCGCAUACGUGGAUUCUGGGCAGAUGAGGCCGGUGAUAGGGACCUUCAGUAACCUGAAACGCGUCUUGGAAUCGCAUGCCCUGCCCCUGACGGGGUACACUGGCAUUGUAGCUGAUCUUGGCCUUUCCACCCACCAGCUGGAGAGCGCAUGUCGCGGAUUUUCUUAUAACACCGAUGGUCCUCUUGACAUGCGGAUGUCGAACCCUUUGCACGAUCCUUUCAGCACAGCCAGACCUACGGGUGUAGACCUGGCGUCGUCCCUGGGGGCUUCUAACACGGCUUUCAAGAUUGUUAAUAAGGCCAGGGAGAAUGAACUUGCUCACAUUCUGAAAGCAUACGGUGAAGAGGUUCGUGCAGCGGUGAUUGCUCGUCGUAUCGUUGACAUGCGUAGCCGCAAGGGUCGGAUAUCUACAACUAAAGAACUUCGUGAUAUCGUGGUUAGCUGCGUGCGCGGUAACCACAAAGCCGCAAUGAAGGUGCUUUCGCGAGUUUUCCAGGCCCUGCGCAUAUACGUCAACGACGAGUUAUCUGAGCUGCAGAGCCUUCUGGAGUUUGCACCGUCUCUGCUGCACCGCAAGCACGGCAGGUUUGUGGUCAUAUCGUACCACUCUCUGGAGGACCGCGCUGUUAAGCGCGCGUUUGCUGGCCUGCAAUCAGCCUCCGAACUGUCUCCGGACUCGAGCGUCUACCGAGUGCUGACCAAGAAGUGUGUGACGGCCGGUUCUGCAGAGAGCAAGGCCAACCAGAAGUCGCGCUCCGCCAAGCUGCGCUGCCUGCAGCGGUCUCGGCAAAUGACAAAAGAGUGA
Messenger RNA from Babesia bigemina, 1410 nucleotides. Its product is annotated as S-adenosyl methyltransferase, putative. Gene Ontology annotation, biological process: rRNA base methylation. Gene Ontology annotation, cellular component: cytoplasm. The record is from RefSeq and is a predicted model, not a curated record. Lineage: Eukaryota; Apicomplexa; Aconoidasida; Piroplasmida; Babesiidae. Gene Ontology annotation, molecular function: rRNA (cytosine-N4-)-methyltransferase activity. The transcript is spliced from 7 exons. Bases 1 to 1410 code for a protein of 469 amino acids.